This is a messenger RNA of Scaptodrosophila lebanonensis, 5642 nucleotides long. RefSeq lists its product as uncharacterized. The coding region runs from base 497 to 5425 and encodes 1642 amino acids. The transcript is spliced from 9 exons. NCBI's taxonomy places the organism in Eukaryota, Metazoa, Arthropoda, Insecta, Diptera, Drosophilidae. Gene Ontology annotation, molecular function: guanyl-nucleotide exchange factor activity. The record is from RefSeq and is a predicted model, not a curated record.
ACGUGUAUCUUUUACUGUUUCUACCAGUUCGUUUUUAUGUGCAUGUGUGCGAGUGGCUGUGUGUUUGUGCUUUUGCUUUUCCGCUGGACGGGUGAAGUCAUUGAACACAGGCAGCCAUAAAACGUCGUUAUUGACAAAGGCUUUAGUCAGCGGCCAUUAUAGACCACAUUCUAAACGUACACUUGCCGAGACAUACAUACAUGCAUAUAUACAUACACGUAUGUAUGCACUACAUACCGACAUGCUUGCACCUAUAUGUCUAAUGCCAGUGUAGUUCAAGUGCAAAGGCGAAAAAAAGAACCAGCUAAGGCCAUACGAAACACAAUAAAAAAAAAGAAAAGAAAAGCUCACGCAACUGCCAACUCGCUUUGCAAUCUUUGGCUAAAUUUAGACAAAACCAAACAAGGCAUUGAGCAUAUAAAUCAACUCCAGCAGGAGCAGAAGCAACUACAACAACAACAGCAACAGAAGCGGUAGCAGCAACAGUAGCCUGAAGAUGGACAUAGAAUCCGAUUCGGACACUUCGGAGCGUUGGGAAGACUUUUUUGGCAGCUCCACAGAACUGGCACCUUCGCUGCUGGGCAUUUACGAUACAUUGACGAACAGCUUGGCAGCACACCAGCUUAAAAGUAACGGCAACGGCAACGACCACAGUGACGGGGACGCGAACGACGAAGAGACGCCCAAACGCAACUCCAGCAGCAGCUGCCACUCAAGUCAAAGCGACGAGCCUCAGAAGGGGAGCUACACUUUAGAGCAGAGAGCCGCAGAUGCAUUCGCGGCCUCGCUUCAGGUUGCCGGUCUGCGCGAGGAGCGAGACGGUGCGCAGCUGAGUCGGCUGGUCAAACCACAAGUCAGUGGCACGCCAAGGGCAUCGUCACUGAGCAGCCACAGCAGCAGCCUCAGCCUAACUUCAAACUCAUCGACGGGCAGUCGACGCGGCAAUCACAUCAUCGCAUUAUCCCCGAAUGUCCAGCGCAUUAUCACACAUGCCGAUGCUCCGCACGUGGACGCCAUUGACAUUGAGGCACUGCAGCAGAAGCAACUACUGAACAGUCCUUCGCAGAGUCCUGUGCCACAUUGUCGCUACAUCAAGAAGAGUCCGACGCCGGCAGCGACAUCAACGCCGAAGCAGCCAAAGCUCUCGCACAUACCGCUCUCGAAGAUCACGGGAAAGCUGUCCACGCAAUCUGGCAGCGAACUGGUGCAAACAUUUGAUUCUAGCACCGAGUAUUUGAAUUCCCUGUGCUUCGCCGAGAAGAGUUUUGCUGAGAAAAAGGCGCGCAAGUGCAAGUUGUCGGCACCGCCAACGCCAGCGGCUGUCCACAUACCAACUCUGGCCGAUGACGACAAAACGCCAACCAAUCCCAGUUGCCCCUUCACCUUCGACACGGCCCUGGGCCAGAAGACGCGCAAAUUAACGCUGCCCAGGUACGAGACCCAGCAGAGCAUAAAGCUGAUUGAGAUGGAGCAGUUGGCGGCGACAAGUACGCAGCUGCUGCAUGGAAAGCCAGCCACACCCACACCCACAACUACAACCGCAACCACCACUGCCAACAACAACAGCAACAGCAGUUGCACAAAAACAAGCAACAAUAAUGCUAAUGACAAUAACAACAGUGGCAGCAGUGGCGUGAAUACCACGCGCCCCAAGGAGUUUGUGGUGGCCACCGAGCCACUCAGUCCUGUAGAGCUCAUGGACACGAUUAACUUCGAUCUGGUUACACAACAUAUCGAGCAGCUGACUCUGUGCGAUCAAUUGGAGGCAGAGGCCCUGAACGAGACGGGGACGCAACUAAUCGAGGCCAUCAACAAGCCGCUGAUCUCCAAGCCCCUGGUACGCAGCUGUUCUGCGGCCUGUGCAAGCACCAUUUCCACCUCCCCGCUGCUCACAUAUGCGCGCACCAAAAGUCUGAAUGCCAAGGCCAACACGCUGGGCGGUGCUGUGCCCCUCAAGCUGCCCACCGCCGAGCAGCUGGCCGAGCUGGAGGAGGCCAACAAGCUGUCAGCCGAGAGUCUGGAUCGUCUCACAGAUAUCAAGCCAAAGUUUUUGCACAAGGAUGGGAGACGUUUGGGCGCUAAUGGAGCGCUCAUGCUACCCGAAAUUGCCAGGCUUAACAACCGACCGCUCUCCUCAUCUUCCAUCUGCUCCACAUCUUCCAGCUCCAGCUCCGGCUCGGAUCAGCUCAACGGCAAGCUAGCCACCUCCUAUCUGGCGAGUGUGGAAAGCUUGGCGGAGAGCGAAAACGAACUCGGCGAUCCGCACUCGGGACUGACAAUUUUUGAGCGCGCCUGCCUUGAAAUUGUGGACUCAGAACGCAGCUAUGUGGAGGAUCUGGGCCAGGUUAUCAAAGGCUAUCUGCACGACUGGAAGGAACGCGCCUGUCUGCGCAUAGACGAAUUGCAAAUACUCUUUGCCAACAUUGAAGAGAUUUACGAAUUCAAUGCGACUUUGCUGAAGCAACUAAUGAACUCCGGUAUGGAUCCGAACAAGAUCGCCAAAUGCUUCAUAAAUUUGCGCGAACGUUUUGAUGUGUACACAACCUACUGCACAAGUUACCCGGAAGCCAUAUCGUUGUUGACCAAACUGCUUCAGGCGACGCAUACGAACGCGCUGCUGGCCUCCACGCAGAAGAUGUUGGAGCAUCGCCUGCCGUUGGGAUCCUACUUGUUGAAGCCGGUGCAGCGUAUACUCAAAUAUCACUUGCUGCUGGACAGCCUGCGCAAGCAUUGCGAUGUCAAGGAAGUGUCCGAAGCAUAUUCCAUCAUGCGGCAAGUGGCUCAUAAUAUUGAUCAAGUUAAACGGAAUCAGGAGCAACAGAGUCGAGUCAAGGAAUUGUCUGGUAUAUUAGACGGCUGGUUGGGUCCAGAGCUUACUGUGCUGGGUGAAUUGAGACAGGAAGGCCUACUUAUGGAGCACAAUAAGCCGCGCCUGGUGCUGCUCUUUGCCACAAUGCUGAUCAUAACCAAGCAAAAGGAGGACGGUCGUCUGCAGUUCAAAAACUUUAUAUACCAAAAAAAUCUAAUGUUGAGUGAGCAUUUGCCUGGUGAGCCGACUAGCUUUUAUGUCAUACCCUUCGACGAGCCGCGCAAUCAAAUCAAACUGACGGCCAGAAAUCGUGACCAGAAGCGUGUCUGGACGCAGCACAUCAAGAGUGUCAUGCUCGAGCAGCUCGACAUACCGAUGCGCGCCAAGGAGCUGGUCUUUCAGCUGGGCAACGAGGAAGAUCGCACACCCGAUCGCAGCACCUGGAAAUGGAGUCUGCACUCCAACUCCUCCACGCCCACAUAUCUGGAGCGUCGCAAUGCCUGUCGUCGCAGCGAGAUCCGCAAUCGAAAUUCGAAAUUCAAGCGCAAGACCGUCACCAACUCGAGCUCCUUUGACAGUUUCAACGAGUCGCUGGAACAGGAGGCUGUCAAGCCAGCGAAGCCGCUGACCCGCAACAACAGCUUGGAUGAUACGGCUCUGCAGAAGCUCGCGGCAGCCGUGCGCUAUCGAAGCGGCAAGCGAGAGUCCAGGGAUGCUACUGCGAUCACUACGGUCGAGAAUGGAGAAAAGGCUAAUGGAAAGGCAGCAGCAGGGGAUGCAUCGCCAAGUAAGGACUGCAAGUGCAGCGAGGACGAGCAUUGCCUCUGCAUAUUGCGGGAUCAACGCGCAAGUCGUACCAAAUCACCAAUUUUCAGCUACAAGGCGCUCAAGGAGCGCAGCAAGUCGGUGCCCCGCAUAAGUCAGAGCGUGGAAGAGGACCUGGAUGAGGACAGUGCCUCGCUACGUGGCAGCAAACCCAAUCUGAGCGAGCGCAAGGUCAAGGGAAAGGGACUCCUCGAGGUCAAGCAAUACAAUCACAAGACAAUGCCCAAGCGUAUUGCCAACUUGAAAAAGCAGCGCUGCAGCAAGAAAGAGACUUGCAAGUUCUACAUGGAUCUCAGCGAGUUCGAGAGCAGCAGCGCUACGGUGCUGAAAAUUACCGAAUCGACCGAGGAUGUUCGGGGGUCAAGAAAGCUCGAGGUAGAGCUGGCCGAGGAGGCUCAGGAGACUACGGCAGUCGAUGCGGAGCAAGAGCAGCAAAGCACCCCCAUAUACGAGACGUUGUCGCCGGCCGAGAAAUCCAAACGUGAUGCACAGGUCAUACUGGACCUACUAAAGAACAAUAAGGAAUUCGAACGCAUCUACAAUAAGCAGCAGAAGAGACGUGAAAGCAACUCAACUUCUACGACCCCCCUCAGCCCGUUGAGCCCCACACAGGAGCUAAGACUGCCACCACGUCCGCCAUCACGUUCGCCCCCACCGCUGGAGUUGGAGCAGCAAGAGCAGUCCGACCAACCUUGUGACCAGGAGCCCGUCAGCGAAGAGCCCAUCUAUGAGACAUUGCUGCGCAACGUGCAUGUACCCUAUAAGUUCUCCCCAGUGCUGGGUCGCGCCAAAUCGGGUCAGUACUUCAAGGCACGUCAGAAGAAAUCCACAGCCCCAGCGGCACGACCCGAUUCCGACUAUGUGACACUCGUCUACUCGCCGGAAGGCGUCCUCCAACGCGUAGGCGAAGAUGUAGUGACACGUCAGCAUAGCAGCUACGAGCUUCAGCGCGACAGCACCGACUCCAACAGUUCCUCCGGGUCGACGGUGAAGCGGGAUAGCCAGAAUACGGUGAUCAACCUUUCGCUGGACUCCAGCUCUCAGAGCAACUUGUCGCAGGGUGAGAACACAGUUCAGAGCGAAGCACCUCAUCCGCGACCCAUUCAGAAGAAUAUAAUGAAGCGCCUUCUCAGCAGCAGUAGUUACAGCAGCAAAACAUCACUGGAGAACGUGUCCAGCUCGGAGCUCUCAUUACUUCCCCGUGCCCUCAAGUCCAUUGAUAACUUGAGCAUGGCCUUCGGGCGCUCAAAUAGGCCACCCGAGCGGCGAGUCUCUGACGUCAGCGAAAUGUGCCGCCAGAGUAUCCUGCAUCGUCAGGGCAGCGAGGCAGUGGGCGAGCGUAUGGCUCAUGUGGACUACGCCGAUCCCAAGACACUGUUUAGCAUCGUGGCCAGCUCGGAGGCAUCCCUGCAACGCGACUCGGUCUUCUCGCUCACGUCCUCCAGCGACAGCAUGUGCGAGCAGCAGCGCAAGCGCUCAGCUGCCGAGCUGCCAACGAACUUCGAGUACGAGCAGGAUGUGGAGGAUAAUCUGGAAAAGGAUUUUCGAGACUCGGCCAUUUAUAGCGAUGACAAUGAAAAGCGUAGCGGAGACUAUAACAUGAAGCGGCCCCAAAGCCCACCACCGCCGCCUCCCCCAUCGCGCAACUCGCAGCAACCGCCACAGAUAGCCCCAAAACCAACAAAGGCCACGCUACAUGAUCUUUCCAGUGUCAUUGUUUGUCCGUCGCACAUGAGCCCAGCGGCAUCCCGUAGCUGGGUGCUCCAGCAGAUCGAGAACUUUAGCAAGUAAGCGCUAGCUGUGGAUCCCAUAUAAGUUGUUACUAGGAUUUUUCCAACUUCCAAUGACCGCUUGCCAUAAAUGUUUUGUAAUGUUUUGUAUAUACUCGUAUCUAUGUAUGUUCUUAUACCACGUAUCAAUAACUAUUAUAGUAAGCUGCCUAGUUAUAGUAGUUCAGUCACCGACUGUUUUAAAUAGUAUUUCGGAUUAAUAGAAAAGUCAUUUAAUA